CGAGACUACAAUGUCUUUCGUCAGAUGUAAAACUCUCUACACGGGAGAAUCUGUAAUCCUGAAAGUCAAGAAUGCAGAUUCGACAAUUCUGCUAGACCCAGGAGUCAUAGUUCUCCAGACCCAUACUGUCUAUGUCACGCCAGAUGCUAUAACAGAUUCAGUUCCCAACCGAUCUCCU
Molecule: messenger RNA, 178 nt
Organism: Hymenoscyphus albidus
Lineage: Eukaryota; Fungi; Ascomycota; Leotiomycetes; Helotiales; Helotiaceae
Source: the annotation of a GenBank genome assembly